Messenger RNA from Medioppia subpectinata, 384 nucleotides. The record is from the annotation of a GenBank genome assembly. NCBI's taxonomy places the organism in Eukaryota, Metazoa, Arthropoda, Arachnida, Sarcoptiformes, Oppiidae.
AUGCAUUAUCACUCGAAUAAUAAAAGGGCGUGUCUGGAUCUAAUCGGUGGCCACGGGUUGGCGAACCACCAUUUGGGUCGGAGCAGUCCGGGCAGUCCACCGCCGCAACCGUCGCCCGCGCUUAUGAACGAAUUGCUGGCGAGCAUAGGGGCGGCCAAUGGGGGCCGUCUGUCCCCUUCAUCGAUGGCGUUGAUGUCAUCCCAAUUACAAAUGCAUCAACUGUUUCAGUCACAUGUGCUCAGCCCUAAUCAGUUACAAUCGAUCAUCCAGCAACAGCUCCUACAACACAAUAAGGGUGCUGAUGCGGUGAUACCACAGCUCCAGGAGCAAUUACAAUUGAACAUGGUACAACAAGGACAACUCUACAAUCAAUUGACAUCAAAU